AUGGCCAUGCUUGCCGUUUUUGCUCGGAGCUGGGCGCGUGUGGCGCCGCACACGCAUACUGUGCGCAAUGCGUCGAACAGUGCAUUUAGACCAGUUCCCAAGUCACUUCCCAAUAUCACCACGCCGAAACAAUUCCUGGAAGCCAUCUCGAAGCAGCGCCGCAACCUCGCUGAAAACUCUGCGUGUGUAGCUGCGGUGGGUGAGAAUUGGGAAGACAUGUUCCGCCUCACGUCUGAAAAGUUAAAAGGCGCAGGCAUUUCCCCACAAGACCGCAAAUAUUUGCUGUGGUCGCUUGAAAAAUUCCGCCAGCAGAAGCGUCCGUGCGAUUUUGCAUACGAUGUAAAGAAGAAAAAGGUCGUACGUGGGUGCGGCCCGCGCGUCCAAAAAGGGUUCCGUAUCCGUGGAGUGCCUCGUCCGGGCGAGCGACGCGCAUAA
Messenger RNA from Malassezia vespertilionis, 435 nucleotides. RefSeq lists its product as uncharacterized. Lineage: Eukaryota; Fungi; Basidiomycota; Malasseziomycetes; Malasseziales; Malasseziaceae. The record is from RefSeq and is a predicted model, not a curated record. The transcript is spliced from 2 exons. The coding region runs from base 1 to 435 and encodes 144 amino acids. Gene Ontology annotation, cellular component: mitochondrion.